Molecule: messenger RNA, 4267 nt
Organism: Oncorhynchus masou masou (cherry salmon)
Lineage: Eukaryota; Metazoa; Chordata; Actinopteri; Salmoniformes; Salmonidae
Product: transmembrane protein 263-like
Exons: 3
Coding region: 225-623 (132 amino acids)
Source: RefSeq, a predicted model, not a curated record
UACAGCAGGUUACAGAAGAAUUCCGUAAACAUCCCAAGCGUCACUUCCGGUUACAUUUUGACAGCAAAACACUGCACAUUUUAGCUAAACGAAGCUCUGAUCCUCGUUAUAUGUUUAUUUUAACACGUUUUGUGUUUUAUGCUCCACAUUUAUUAGCCAAUUUUACUUGUGUGGCGGAAUUGACAGUGUUCAGAAAGAGAUCAGUCUUCUGCUUCUAGCAAAAGAUGAAAGUUCCUAGUGAUGAAAAUGAGGUGGUGGAGGAAGCCAGUAGCAGUUCAUCAUCAGUAGACAACUCCAACAACGAAGAGAUUCCUCCUUAUCUACGUGAAGAACCUCCUGAAGAUGGAGAGAAGGACCACCCUAAGACCGAGGCGGGGGUCAUCUGGAGGGUGACCGGAGGUCUCUUCAACAUGACCAAAGGGGCGGUCGGAGCGACAUGGGGAGGCGUGGCCUGGGUGGGCUGUAAGAGCUAUGACAUCACCAAGACGGUGGUGACCAGCGUGCCGGCCGCCGGCGUGGGAUUGGUCAAGGGCAGCGUUUCCAUGGUGACAGGGGGAGUGGGGGCGGUAGGGUCUGCUGUAGCCAGUAAAGUCACACCAAAGAAAAAGGACAAGUCUGAUUAGACCUAGACCCAACUACCACCCCAUUGCUACAGUAUAGUUUAUAAAUGUCUCCCUGUCUCUCUGCUGUGUUUAGGUUCCAUCUGGUUACUAUGGGGAACCAUUCAGAGUUGAAAAAGGCACAAGUAACUCGGAUUUGCAUGUAAAUCAUUCGUUGACGUCAAUGGGCAAUUUGCACGGAAAUCUGAGUUAAGGUUGCGGAUCUCAAGUCAGAAUACUGUCCUAAGGAAGCAUUACAGAGGGGGAUUAUGGGAAUGUUGAUUUGUUAGGAUAUAGGAAUUGACCAGAAUGUUGAAUUUACUGCCGAGGUACUCUUGAGAGGGAUCUCAUGUCUUUUUGGUUAAUCUGGGUCUGGGUGGUGAAGGGCAUGAUAAUAUGAAGACAAUCCACAAUCCACAACAAUUUGGUAGCGAUUCAGAAAGGACACAUCUACUCAUUUCUCAAAAGCUGGAGGUUAUUUACAUUCUUCCAGUUUUACUGUGAAAAGGUAUCUUUACAUUGACAAGUAUUAAAACAAAGUGAAAGGUACUUCACAUAACUGCAUUUCAUCAGUUUGACAUCAGUGAUUGGGGAAUACACACCAAACAAUGUGUGUAUGUGAAUAUGCUACAGCAUUAACCAUGUCUACACUGUAUUUCUGAUCAAUUUGAUGUUAUUUUAAUGGAGAAAAAAUGUGCUUUUCUUUCAAAAACAAGGACAUUUCUAAGUGACCCCAAACUUUUAAACGGUAGUGUUAUAAAAUAUAUAUGUGAAAAAUAGGCAUAUGAUUCCUAUUGAUGCAGACAAAGAAGGUUAGAGGAACCUUGCAGUAAAUAUUUACAUUGUAAUGCAGGUGUUUUUAGAUCAAUUCUUGAUGAGUUGGACAUGUGGUCAACAAAGCGUGUUAUUGCAUAGAAACGGACAGAAGAAGUCAUGGAAAUGACAUUUUUACGUACAUGUUACAUAUACCAGCAGAUGUCCUGAGCUGUUUAAAUAAAUAAAGCACCAUUUCACCAACAAAGAAACACACACAUUUAAAAAUAUAUAUAUUUAACCUGGCAAUUCAGUUAAGAACAAAUUGUUAUUUACAAUGACAGCCUACCCCAGCCCAACCCAGACGACGCUGGGCCAAUUGUGUGCCGCCCUAUGGUACUCCCAUUCACGGCCGGUUGUGAUACUGCCUGGAACCGAACCAGGGUCUGUAGUGACGCCUUAAACCGCUGAGCCACUCGGGAGGCCUUAAAGUUAAGAGAUCUCUGAGUUAUUGAUAAAUCAGGAAAUCCGUGUCCAUUUAAAUAUUUUAUAAACCUGCUCCACAAUGGCCUAUCAAAGACAUUACUACGAUGAACCUUGUUAAGUUUCAAGCAUCAUAGUUCAUGCCUACGUCUCAAAUGGCACCCUAUUCCCUUUAUAGUGCACUACAUUUGACCAGCACCCAUAAGGCUGUAAUCCAAAGUAGUGCACUGUACAGUAUAGGGAGUAGUGUGCUAUUUGGGACAUAACCCAUUUCAUUCACUUAUGUGUACUUUACUCAAAUGUAUGUUUAUGUUCCUUCAUUUGCAUUAGAUCAGGGACCGCGGCCCAUUCAUUUCCAAAAACGGAAAAAUUAAUAAAUAAUAACGCAUUUAAAAAAUGUGAACUCCUUUGGGGUCUCAACUGACUGUUGAGAGUAAGAAUAGUAGAAUACACAUGGUGCAUUUUUUACAUUUGGUUGUGCAUCAGCAGUUUUUGUCUUAGGUCAGUCACUGACAGUCACUGAAUUAGCCCGUGUCAAUUUACAUUUUUUAGAUUUGUAAAUUUAGUCUAUCCAGCUAUCUAAACUUGUAGUAAUCAUGGUCAAAUUACAGACUGAAGGUGCCCAUGGAUAUUAACCAAAUGUGUAGAAUUGCAGGAAAUUAGCUUAAAAACUGCAAAUCUUUCUCUCCGCCCCACAGCAAAAUUAGUAGAAUUGCAUGGAAUUAGUUAUAAAAUUGCAAAAUGUUCUCUACUCCACAUGGCAAGAAGUAGAAUUGCAUCAAACUUAUUUUAAAAGUACAACAUUUUCUCUAUAUAUUGUAUAAUUGCAGGAAAUUAACAAUAAAAAAGAUAUAUAUAGAUUAUCUCCACUGUCAAGAGGGGGCCACUAACAACAAAAAUGUAGCUCUGACUACAUGUGUGGGUAUGAAUAUGGGUACGCAGACCCGCUAGCCACUGCAGCUUUCAGAUUUGUUGUGGCCCCCACCCCCAUCAGAGGUGCCCAUCUCUGCAUUACAUGUAUAAAUACUGAUAGAUAGUUGACAGCGACAUUCCCAGAGUAGGAGGGACAGUUGAAAACAAACAUGCUUUUUCUUUCUAUGCUUUCCAAUCACUUCUAGCCUGGGUCCCAGUCUGUUUGAGGUCACAAGAUGAUAUAAACACAUCUGGGACUAGUUAAUGCACUUCCACAUUGUUACGUGUAAUCCUGAAUUACUGUCCAUUCUGAUCAGAGAAUAAAAGUAGAUGACCAAUUUCUUCCCACUGGACAAAUACUGGUUGAAUCAACGUUGUUUCCACAUUUCAACCAAAUAGCUCAAUGUGAUGACGUUAUCAACAUAGAAAACUGAUUGGAUUUGAAAAAAGUCAUCAACGUUUGUUUUGACCUUUAUUUAACUAGGCAAGUCAGUUAAGAACAAAUUCUUAUUUUCAAUGACGGCCUGGGAACAGUGGGUUAACUGCCUGUUCAGGGGCAGAACAACAGAUUUGUACCUUAUCAGCUCGGGGGUUUGAACUUGCAACCUUUGCGGUUACUAGUCCAAUGCUCUAACCACUAGGCUACCCUGCCUCCCCGUAAGGUCAUUUUGUAUUUUUUUCCCCCACCCGACUUUUAACCUAAAUCAAAUGACAUUGUGAAAUGUUUUGUUAAUUUCACGUUGAAUUCACAUUAUUUGACAACUUGACCACAUGUAAAUCGAAGCUAGACGUCUGUUCCCAGUGUGCUGUUUGUUCUCCUUUUCGGUUUGCUUUCUUACAUUUUUAUUUGAACAGUCACUGUGAGGACAUUUUUAUUUGAACAUAAAUAAAGAGAAAACAACUUGGCAUGCUAUUUCCCCACCCUCACAUUAUGCAUCACAUGUUUCAACAGGUCGGUUUUCCUUCUUCCUGAACACAAUAUGCUGUUUAUUGUUAUGACAAGUCUCACCUAUUUUAUUUUCAUGCUGUUUCAUCUUGUCCUGUCUUUACUGUUUUCAUCGGGACACUUCUGCUAGUUAAUAUAUGUCUUGGAGACUCUGUUACUAUAAACUGGGAUGGGGCCCUGGUCAAAUGUAGUGCACUAUACACCAAGUGUACAAAACAUUAAGAACACCUGCCUGAUUUUGAGUUGUGACUUUUGUCACCCUCUGAAUGGCACAGAUAAACAAUCCAUGUCUCAGUUGUCUCAAGGCUUAAAACUCCUUCUUUAAUCUGUCUCCUCCUCUUCAUCUAUACUGAUUGAAGUGGAUUUAACAGGUGACAUCAAUAAGGGAUCAUAGCUUUCACCUGGAUUCACCUGGACAGUCUAUGUCAUGGAAAGAGCAGGUGUUCCUAAUGCUUUAUACACUCAGUGUAUAUUGAAUAGUGUGUCAUUGGGGUCACAGUUUUUUGUCUAUGAUAGAACUAUUUUUGCAAAAACUGAUGCUGUAUUCUAUAAAUAAAGCUACUCUGUAUUUUAA